Messenger RNA from Oppia nitens, 865 nucleotides. RefSeq lists its product as uncharacterized. Lineage: Eukaryota; Metazoa; Arthropoda; Arachnida; Sarcoptiformes; Oppiidae. Bases 80 to 865 code for a protein of 261 amino acids. The transcript has 3 exons. The record is from RefSeq and is a predicted model, not a curated record.
AAAAAUCAAACUAAUUGUAAUUGUAUUUAUAUUAAUAAAAAAUAGUUAAAAAUUAUUUUAUUUAAAUAUACACAAAAAAAUGUCUAAUUCCAACAGUUCAGGUAGUUGUCGUGGAUGUGGACAACCGUUUCAACUAUUAUUUCGUCGACCAAUUAAUUGUCAAAUAUGUAGACAAGAUUACUGCCGGGAAUGUCUAUCGUAUAGUAAUACUGGCGAAUCAAUUCAAACCAAUUAUGUUAGAAUAGAAGUUGUUUGCGACAGUUGUUUGACUACCCGUGCAAUACCCGGCCAACAACAGCAACACCAACAAGAAAUCAAUGACCGGGAAAUUGCUAGACUAUUAGCCGAAGAGGAGGGAACUGUAUAUCUUAGGCCAAGUAGUAGUAGUAGUAGUACUACAAGUGGGCAAACAUCUGCUUCCGGCGGCGGCGUCAACACAACUACUAGCCAUACAUCAGUUGGACAGUCGGUUAUUAGCCAACAACAACAUCAACAACAACUAUAUCAACGUCAAUGUGUUAUAUAUAAUCCGGAAAUACUGGGCAUUACUGUAACCACAGAUAAUGCCCGAUUGACUAGUGAUUUUCGCCGACGGGUUAACCAAUGGCCAGUUAAUAGGAUGGAUAGUUCAACGAUUUUAACAGUCAAUUCAAAUGUUGCGAAAUCCAAUCGGAAAGCAUUGGCACUGUUUGUGACUACCAUAAGCCCGGAGGCUAACAGUGCGCUGAUUUUGGCCGCCCUUAGCAAUGGAAUAAUACUAAAACCUUGUGGUCAUACAGUUUGCGAUCAAUGUGUUAGACAAUUAGCUAUAUGUCAUAUUUGUCGACAAACUAUCCGAAAUACUGAAAGAUUUUAUUUAUCUUAA